Molecule: messenger RNA, 4846 nt
Organism: Petromyzon marinus (sea lamprey)
Lineage: Eukaryota; Metazoa; Chordata; Hyperoartia; Petromyzontiformes; Petromyzontidae
Gene: SCYL3
Product: SCY1 like pseudokinase 3
Biological process (GO): protein phosphorylation
Molecular function (GO): ATP binding; protein kinase activity
Source: RefSeq, a predicted model, not a curated record
GGAGGAGGGGGACGAGCAGCAAGGGGAUAAGCGGGGGGGGUCGGGUCCUCUCCUCGGUCGCCUCUUAGCGGCCUACGCGUCCCUCCUCCGUGCUUCCUGCUGUCCCCUCGCGUGGCCCGCGUUUGUCAUCAAUAGCUGCAGAAGCGGCGGCGGCAGGAGGAGGAGGAGGAGAAGUAGCUGCGAGAGGGGGUCGGGGCUUCUCGCCCGCCCCUCGGGGUCCUCACGCUGCGUCCUCACGUAGCCGACGUUGUUAGUAGCCGCCGCCGAGAGGCGAUGGGCGCCGAGAGCAGCGCGCUCAGCGGCCUGCGGCGCGACGAGGAGGCAGAGGAGCGGGGAGAUGCGAUGCCCGGGCCUGGCGGGGUCCGCGUCUGGGCCGCCCGGCUCGGCAAGGGCAGCAGAGCGUCCCUGCUGCUCUACCCCGAGGGCGCCGAGGAGCGCGCACGGACAGCGGCCAAGCACAUGCGAACCCUCCGUCACCCAAGCAUCCUCCGAGUUCUUGGAGCGUCUGCUCACAAUGCUCCUUUGGAAUCAGGGCUCGUGCCAGCGGGAGUGCCGUGGGUGCUGACGGAGGUGGCGGUGCCGCUUUGGAGCAUGCGGGAUGCGGAGCGAGGCUCGGCGAGCGAGGUGGCGGGUGGACUCUACUCCAUUAUGCAAGGCUUGCUGUUCCUGCACAGCACGUGUGGCCUGACCCACAAUUCAGUGGGAGAAGGCAGUGUAUUGGUAACUCCGGGGGGGGAAUGGCGGCUCGGAGGAAUGGAGAGCUCCUGCACUUUCAGCCAGGCAACCCCACAGUUCCUGGAAUCAAUCCGUGCUCUCCGCGAUCCUGACAGCAUUCCUCCAGAGGAGAAACCCAGGCUCCAGGGUUUGCAAGUCGCCGUGGGACAUGCAAGGGACGUUUACGCAUUUGGGAUUUUGGCCCAGAAGCUAUAUUCGCUGCUCUCGGACCUCGGAGAGGUGGCAGAUGGCUUCAUGUCACUGGUGGAGACGAGCCUUCUCAACGCUGACCCCACACUAAGGCCACCUCUUACCACCUUGACCACACAUGGGCUGUUUCGAAAUGAUUUUCAAGAAGUGCUGGGAUUCUUGGAUGACCUCACCCUCAAAAACGAGGAGCAAAAGCAUGAAUUCUUCAAGUUCCUGCUGGAGCGAGUGCAGGCGCUGCCUGAGAACUUGGUGGCCAACAGAUUGGUCCCCAGGCUUAUGUCUCCACUGGUACUGGCCGAGCCUGUGGCCGUAAAGAGCUUCCUGCCACACCUGCUGACGCCCAAAUCGGGGCACACAGGGGAUCAGGUGACGGCAGCUGGCCAGUGGGAAGGCUUGCUGAGCGCGCCGGCGUUCCGUGAGCACGUGUGCCCACGCGUGUGCGAGCUCUUCUCGUCGCGCCACGCGCACGUGCGGGCGGCGCUGCUGGGCACGCUGCCCGCGUACGCGCCCAGCCUGACACGCCACGAGCUGGAGCACACCGUGCUUCCGCAGCUGCUUCUGGGCUUGCGGGACAGUAGCGACGAGCUGGUGAGCAGCACGCUGCACGCGCUGGCGGAGAUGGUGCCUCUGCUCGGGGCACAGACGGUGAUCGGUGGAGGGAGGGAGCGCGUCUUCAAGCCAUGCGCACCCAGAUUCCACCGCGACACGCUCGGCUCCCCGGCGCAUUCUCCCAAGCACCUGGCAGCAGCAGCAGCAGCAGCGGCAACGACAGUGGCGGCGGCGACCCCAUCGUCCUCGACGUCCUCGCUGACGUCCUCGCUGAUGUCCUCUCCGCCACGUAGGCGACUGUCCGCUGACUCGACUGGCACAGCGGCAGAAGGGGCCGACUGGCCCGACUGGGAGAGCGAGGGGGUCGAGGGCAACGGGACGAACCCCUGUGACGCCGGCCGCGUCCGCUCGCGGGAUGACGGCCACUCGCAGAAAUGCGAAAACGGGAGCGUUCUGCUCACUGACUUGGCCCAGUUGGCGCCAACAUCCAAGCAAACGAUAGCGGUGAUGAACGGGGCGGUUGUUGAUGCCCGGGGGGUGAUUGCGGCGGGAGGCACAGCAUCCCGUACGCAAUUGGCGGACAAUGAGGUCCGCAAAACAAAGCCCCGUGGACUUCAGCUGAGGCUAGAUGGGCCCAGCCGGCAGCCCUCCACGAUACUUUCAUCAUCAUCAUCGUCGCUUUCGUCAUCUCCUUCAUCGCUUUCAUCACAGCAGCAGGAUGCUCGGCCGGAUGCUCACACUGCUGUGCGGGAUGGACCGGCUGUAGCCAAGCUUUCAGCAACAGUAGCGUCAUCAUCAUCAUCGUCGCCAACUCGGCCUUCCCUAAGCCUACACACAUCGAAGGCAUCGCCGUCGCAACCAUUAGUGGUAAAAUUGGCGCCGGCGCCAAAAGCUCCGCCGUCGACACAGCCACUGCAGCUGGGCGAGGAAUUCAAGAUCACUGCCAAGGGGCGGCGCUGGGCAGCAAGGGACCCAGAGCUAGACCUCUUCGCCGACAUGGAGCCCACGAUCACGUUUGACCGCAGUGAGUCUUGUGAUGCAGCUGCCACCGUCGCCACCACGGGCGACUCGCGCACAAACCCUGGCAUGGACUCCAGAGGGACACUCGAUGCCGAAGCGUUCAGUGGCACUGGAGAUGGGAAGACGCAGCCGGACAAAUUCGCUGCAGCCGCUGCAACCGAGGAAGCGUCAUGGGGCUGGGAUGAAGACACCGAACUGGACUGGAGCGAGUCAGGCUGGCAGGAUGCGGAACAUGAAGAAAAGCAAAGCAGAGCUGAAACAAACUCUUAGCACAGACCGUCACAGAGUGGUCAUCCAUAUACCUGCUCACUUUGUCUCCUCUUCCUAUCACACCCACUCUCCUACCUCUUUUAAUGUGACCUCACCACUCAAACUGUCCUUUUUUAAAUGUUCUGCUUUUCUACUAUCUGCCCUCCCAAAUUCAUUACGUUUUUUAAUCAUUCUUUUCCUCCGUUCGCUAUCCGGCAUUUCAUAUUUGUGCUUGGCGUGCGGAUCACCGAUAUUUGCUCAGCGAAAAUUUUGAGCACUUUAUGUGGUGGCGGAUAUGAUUUACACCAACGCUUUGGGAGACUAAGGUGGCGGGGCACGCAAAGUGCUGGCUCCACCACCUUAUUGUAAUUUGCCGAGUCAGCUUUAGAAGUUGCUCGCAAAUGGCACUUGUCCCGGCAAGCUUAAAAGGAAAACAUUCUUGGUUCCUCUUAAGUUUUUAUAUUUGUCUCAUACUUUCAGUUCCCUGUCUCUUUUCUGACUCAUUGUCAUUGCAUUGUGCAGUGAUGAUGCAAAACUCUAUCUGAGGCAGUUGCCUUCUGGCUCUGUAAUAGAGCUAAUCAUCUCAAGGGCCGUGCUUCUCAACACUAUUUUAUUAACCCCUGCCUCCACGAAGCCGCUUUGAGCCAGAGGUCAAAAGGAGAGGUCACUCGUCGACCCCCCUGGCUUCUGGAAUGGCUUUCCCUGAAAGCGGCGGCACUGGUUCAUUCCACACUGGGCACGCGUUUCGCUCAUCAGUGCCAAGCAUUCCCAUGGCCAGCAAUUGCAUACAAUGCCCAGAUGGUGACGCUGCAGCCAGUGAGAGGAGCUCGCUGAAAUUCCAGAACGAGUGCUUUGCCAGAGACGCCUUCGCUCACCCAAGUGGUCUGUGAAAGAUGCUUUAAGAAGAUAACGAUCCUGAUGUCGCUGGACAGUUGUUGUUUGGCUGAAGGCGGAGUAAAGCGGAUUGGGACGGGACUGCAACCGCACUUCACAUGCACAUCUAACUCAUUCUGCGCUUUAAUGCACACACCGCAUGCACACUUUUGUGUUUGAACUUCAGUCUCUGCUGGAAAGGUUAUGCAUUACACUUCACCUUCCACAAACCUCUGCUAAGUGUAAUAGGUAACUUAAAUGUAUUGUUAGGGCAUUGUGAGAUCAGGUCUUGGCUCAAUGAUGUUUGUGCAGCCCAGUUUAUUGAUGCCAGCCUGUGAUAUUCAGUGACUGUUGAGACAGGGUUGGAUUGUUUGGUGGUGCGAGUGCCACACGUGAUCACUCCAUUGUCAGUCCCUGUGUUGAGUGAACACGCAAUUGACACGUGUUCAUUCUGUGCACAGCAAGGAUACCCAGGCAUGAGACUGACUUGAGAACACAAGCCUUCAUAACAGUGGGGGCCGGUGUCACUCCUGUACUGAAUGGAACACGGCACCAAAGAAUGUAUGAUCCAUUGUGGGGUAGCUCCUUGAGAGAAACUCACCAACGAUAAGCUUCACAGCAAGAACUUGCCUAGGGUGGCCUCAAACGCCCUACGUACAUGUGAUUAUCUGUGAUGAAUACAUUGUGCCCGGCACUAUGGAUGAGCAGCUUCAAAACCUGUGACCAAUGUAGUUUGUUUUUACUUGUCAAUAUAGCUUCAUCUUGUUGGGUAGCUUGAAAAGGCAGGCUGUGUCUGGCUUGUGCAUGCCUCCAUAUGCUGCUCUCUACAUCAAACCAUUAUUCUGCUGGUCCACAUCAAGGUUUGACAGCAUUGCAUCAGAGAUGUAUGGGCCAUUUUAGAUUGAGCCUAUGUUACCGCACAUAUUUAUGGACGAAUCAAUUGGGAGAGGGUCUUAAUUGUAAUAAAAAUUAAUGUGAAGUUGCCUUGCUGCUUGCAUAAUUCUCAUUUUGUACAAAAUGCACUUAUGUUAAGUUGGCUCUUUUAAACGGGCUUCUCCGUGCCUAGUGAUAAGGAGGCACCCUUCAUUGAGUGAGCCAAAUGCAUUUUCUGCAGAAUGGUGGGAUCUAGAUGUUGGGAAAUGAAUCACUGCAGGAUUUUUUUUUCAGUCCCCGUUUUAGUUUUUUGAUGCAAAAUUCAACUGGAAAAAAUAAAUCUCAACUGGUGAAAAUG